CAGCGCGUGGUUGUGCAGCUUGGCGCGCACCGUUGGCGCUGGAUUGAUGUGCGCGCGGCGCGGCGGCUCGUCGUCACAGGAGCUUUGGAGUCGUUUAUAAAUAAUAGUCACCCAAUUGGUCCAACUUAUUAGCUAUCGAAUUUCCGUUCGCGUCGCGCGCGUUUCUUGCUGUCGGUCGUUGUGGAAGUGUUUGCUCAUUGUGAAGCCAGAAAAUAUAAUUGAGGGUGACAAAUUCGGCGGUGAAUUGUUGUCGGUUGUUGUGAUCAGUUGAACUUAAGGGGGAAUUUAUUAUUUUUGAAAGUGACUUUUCGUAAAACUCCAGAAUUGGAUCCCAAAAGGAAGAGGGCUUAUUCUAAUGUGCUCCCGCGAUCAUACCUCAAGCGAAUGCAUUAUCGGAGCACAUUUGGGCUGUUAGUGCAGAUACAGUGCCGUACGUUCCUGCAGAUCAAAGAAAGCCCACACCGGAAACGCGGUUUUCCCGGAGGAGAUAAAGCUUCCUGCACUAGCUGGGGCGCCCACUAAGAAGAUCCACCAAGUUUGACUCACGGUUCAAGGGCGUCAAAAAUUCCGUAAGCUACCCAACGGAAGUAAAACAAAAGUAUUAAGCUUCAAAAGCGGCACUGGGAAGCAAUUAGUUAUUCCUUCUACAAAGUAGUGUGAUAUAGAACUAUAGUAAUCAACAGCUGUGAAAAUAAGUGAAUUAAGUUCCAUAACAAUCAUAUUUAUUAUUAUAACAACACCCCACCAAAAAAAAAAACACUACUUACCAAAUAAAGACACUUCAAUCAGUAUUUCCGCGAAAUCGAACAAAGAAAUGUUAACAAUUGUGAUGAUGCUCGCCCUUGCCGCUGGGGGUGCCCUCGGUGCCGGACCCGACGAUUUGCCCACUUGUGGAAGCGAGGAGAUGGCACACACCGGAGAAUUUACCCCCUAUGAUUACUCAGCCGUUGGGUUCAUGUUGGUCGUUUCGCUCGGAAUCGGUAUAUUCUACGGGUACUUUGGCAAGUCCAAAGAGCAAAAUGAGGCCUCGGAUUCCAACGAAUUCCUGCUCGGCUCCGGUAUGACCGUUUUCCCCGUGACGCUAAGUCUGACCACGAGUUUCAUCACGGCAAUAGAACUUCUGGGAAACCCGUCGGAAAUGUUUUUCAGCGGAACGCAGUUUUCUCUGAUAGUAAUCUCCGCCCUGCUCGUUAUCCCCGUCGCCAUCAAGCUGUUCUAUCCGGUCUACUACAAAAUGAACCUAACGAGCUGCUACGAGUACCUGGGAUCGAGAUUCGACAACAGACUUCGAGUUUUCGGUGCCAUUCUCUACGUCUUGCAGAUGUCUUUCUACACGUCGGUGGCCGUCCUGGCGCCCGCCAUCGCCCUCUCCAAAGCAACAGGUUUGGAUACGCAUGUGGCCGUGGUGCUGAUCUACUUCGUGUGUAUUUUCUACUCGUCGCAGGGCGGUCUGAAGGCUGUCGUCAUCGCUGAUACAUUCCAGGCAUGCAUUCUCGCCCUGUCGCUGCUGCUGGUGGUCGGUCUCGGUACGUACUACACCGGAGGCCCUGCGGAAAUAUUCACGCGCGCCGAGGAAAACGACCGCAUUGAAUUAUUAAAUACCAGCACCAACCCGACCACCCGCCAUUCGAUCUACUCGGUCGUAAUCGGAGGGUUCUUCUACUGGACGUCCCUCUUCUGCACAAAUCAAGCGUCCGUUCAAAAAUGUAUGUCAUUAAAAUCGAUGAAAAAGGCGAAAAAGGCAGUUUGUUUUGCGAUUCUCGGAUUGGUGUUGGUUUUCCUGUUCAACUUCUACACGGGUCUGAUGACUUUUGCGCAUUACCAUCAGUGCGAUCCGCUGCGCUCGGGACAGAUCACCGAAAAGGACCAGCUGAUGCCGUUCUACGUGAUGGACGUUUUCGGUCACAUCCCAUUCAUGACGGGAAUCUUUGUCGCGGGAAUUUUCGCCGCUAGUUUGGGGACUGUUGCUGCCGCACUCAACUCGCUGUCGGCCGUCACGUGCGAGGAUCUUCUGGUGACCGGACUGGGAAUCAAGAUUCCACCGAAACGGGCUUCGAUGUACGCCAAGUGGAUGUCGCUGGGCUACGGAAUUUUCUCGUUCGGUUUGGUGUUUGUGGUGGAACGUCUCGGUGGCAUCCUGCAGGCUACCCUCACCCUGAACGGGUUGAUCGGAGGGGUAACGCUGGGACUGUUCUCGUUGGGAAUGUUCUUCCGUCAUGCCAACAGCAAGGGUGCCCUGUACGGCGGAAUCCUCUCGUUGGCAUUUGUCAUCUACCUCGGAGUGAUGGCCCAAAUUGACGGCGAACCGGUGACUUUCCUGCCAACCUCGAUGGAAUCCUGCAACUGCACCCAGCCGUCGCUGUCGUUUGCGUCGAUCCUGGCGUCGUCGGACCACUCCCGGGUGGCGAUGACGACGGUCGGUGACGGACCCGUCAGUAUGGCCCUGGUGGCGGCCGAAGAAGCGACCGGAGGACUGUCAACUGCCGUCGCCAUCCUCGGUGAUAAAGUGUUUCCUGAUGGAACUGGUGCUGCCUCUAUGGAAAUUAUGUCCCGCGCCUCGGACGAUUCCGGAUGGUCCUCGGUGUACCGGAUCAGCUACAUGUGGUACUCGUUCCUGGGAGCCUUCCUGACGGUGUUCUUCGGUUUCAUCAUUUCCCUGAUGACGGGGGGUCUCACCUCUCUGUGUGGCCUUCCGACCACUGGAGCCGAUCUGCCGCCUCUCGAUCGGGAUGAAAGCUGUGCCAAGUCGAUGAACGGCAGCGUCAAUGGAAAGGAAAAGAAGGCAAGAAAAUCAAUUACCAGUGAUGGUUCCAUCCGAAUCCAGAUCGGUGCACCGAUGACGAUGAUGAUGAAAACCGGUGUCUCCUGCAAGAGCUGGAAGAACACGAAGGACGAAGGCAACAUAUUUGCAGUCGAAGGAUAUCGUAAUCAAGCUUUUGAAUCCACCGCCGACACCGACUCCACCCCCGUCAACCCGGGUCGCCUCGCUCUGGAGGUGGAACGUGGAAAGUUUUAAUUAUGGAUUUUAGCAGUUUGUGUCUGUGGCACGUUCCGUUCCCUCUGGGUGGGAUUACUUCGGGAUUUGGUAUGUGGGACAAAUCAUUCCAGUGUAAUCUUGUGGGCUUUUUCGAUCGAUUGCGAUUGGAAGUUUGGUGCGAUUGCUUGCUCCCAUUCUGCAAGCAUUCAUCGUUACCCAUGUAUUUACUUAAGUAACAAAAACAGAUAAUCAAUCUUUUAACGAUGCACACAUGCACCAAGAUGAUACCGGCUGUAUUUCCUUUCCUAUUUAUUUUUACCUUCUUCUUAAACCCUGACACUGCAAACACACUGACUACACUAUAGUUGAUAGGCAACUGGAUGAAUUUAUCAACGGAAGUAAUUUAAAGUACAAAUCGUAGAGGAUGAGAUGAAAUCCUGUGAGCCACUUUGAGAGUAUGUUAGAGUGGCAGGACCCCAUCAGGAGUGCAUUUGGUAAUUACAGAAUUGAUGAGUUUUUAAUUGAUAUAGGAAAUUGUAUCCUGAGAUUAUCUGUUAUCCCAGAAAAUUCUGUUCCAUCUCGGAAUCGAUCGCAUAUUUAUUAUACAAUUAGGAUGUACGUUUAUUAUGUUUACUUUAUGUGACCCUAUCUUUGUAGGUUAUGAAUGUGAAUGUCCCUAUGGAUGGCAAUAAAUCUGAGAACACAUA
Messenger RNA from Aedes albopictus (Asian tiger mosquito), 3684 nucleotides. Its product is annotated as sodium-coupled monocarboxylate transporter 1. Gene Ontology annotation, cellular component: membrane. Lineage: Eukaryota; Metazoa; Arthropoda; Insecta; Diptera; Culicidae. The record is from RefSeq and is a predicted model, not a curated record. Gene Ontology annotation, molecular function: symporter activity. The transcript is spliced from 12 exons. Gene Ontology annotation, biological process: sodium ion transport; transmembrane transport. Bases 815 to 3016 code for a protein of 733 amino acids.